AUGGGGUGCUUCCUUGCCUGUUUUGGUUUUUCUAAGAAAAAAAAGCGGCGAAAACCAGGUAACAAAGUUGCAGCUGCUGGAGACCAGGGACGUGGGAGCUAUGUACCAUUAGAUUCAUCUCUGACGAUUAUUGGUGUCGAUGGUGCAAAAGAAAGUCUCCGUAGUGCAGGUUCUGAACUCAGAGACAAGCCUAAGGAGCAGACAAGGUUCAAAAUCAGAAAGAAAGUUAGCUUCAAUCUUAAUGUCCAGACCUAUGAGCCUAUUUCGACUGGUUAUCAUUUCUUGGAGAGUGACGAGGAGGAGGAAGUGGAAAAGAAUGGCCAAGAAGUAUCAAAAGGAAGCCUUUCCACUUCAGCAUCUCAAAGGGAUUCAACUACAUUGCGGAUGGGACUUUUUCCUUCAAAUUACAGGUACCAAAAUGUUCGAGACAGCUACGACGAAGACGACCAUAUAGCAGAUGAGGAAAGUGAUUUAGAUGACAAUUAUAACGACAUUGAUGAUGAUGAUGACAGUGAAAUUGAUGAUCAAAGAAUAAGCCAAGAGGGGUUUUCAAGGCAAUUCUGUUCUUCCUCUAUAAAAAGGGAAUUGGAAUGUCCAAAUGCUAGAGGUAAUAUCCAGUAUGUACAUUCUGUACUGAGUCCAGUAGAGAAUCUGACUCAGUGGAAAGCAGCCAAAGCAAAAGCAGCAGCACCAAAGCAGCAAAAGGAGAAUAUAGCAGCAUUAUCUCAAGAACCCCGGAUGCCGCCUUCUAGCAGAUCAAGUUAUAACCAGUCCAAACCUCUAUUGCAAGAAAUCCCAGUUCAUGCCAGUCUUUCAAGUUGGUUAAAUUCACAAAGUACAAAUUAG
Messenger RNA from Prunus armeniaca (apricot), 846 nucleotides. Lineage: Eukaryota; Viridiplantae; Streptophyta; Magnoliopsida; Rosales; Rosaceae. The record is from the annotation of a GenBank genome assembly.